Molecule: messenger RNA, 399 nt
Organism: Endocarpon pusillum Z07020
Lineage: Eukaryota; Fungi; Ascomycota; Eurotiomycetes; Verrucariales; Verrucariaceae
Exons: 2
Coding region: 1-399 (132 amino acids)
Biological process (GO): translation
Cellular component (GO): small ribosomal subunit; ribosome
Molecular function (GO): structural constituent of ribosome
Source: RefSeq, a predicted model, not a curated record
AUGCCACCGACGCCCUCCCCUCUGGCCAUCCGCGCCCUCCAAACUCUUGCCCUCCCAAUCCAUCCUCAACGACCCAGCAUCACCUCUGUGCGGCCUAUCCUCCGCCUACCCCAUCCCGCCCCCGCCUCGCGCUCCUUCUCAACUACAACUCCGCACCUGACCACGCUCAACCAGGUCCGCCGCAAAGGCCGCGAGGUGAAGAGGGAGCGCCGCUCCCUUUCGCCCGCCCUGGUCGGCCGACCAGAGAUGAAAGGCGUGUGUCUGAAAGUCGGGAUCACGAAGCCGAAGAAGCCGAAUUCGGGACAGAGGAAGACGGCCAAGGUGAGGUUGAGUAGUGGGAAGGUCAUUAGUGCUUAUAUUCCCGGGGAAGGGAGGUGUGGCGAACAGGAUCCGAAGUAG